Brenthis ino (lesser marbled fritillary) is the source of this 768-nucleotide messenger RNA. Lineage: Eukaryota; Metazoa; Arthropoda; Insecta; Lepidoptera; Nymphalidae. The record is from the annotation of a GenBank genome assembly.
AUGAGGUUAAUAUUAGUAUUAGGCUUAGUGACAUUAAUAGCUGUAACUCAUAGUCGACGGCUUCCAUCAAAGAAGAAUGAGCAAUCUUCAGAAAAAUUAAUUGAUCUAGAUGACGCAGCCACUGAGCAUAAAAAAGAACAAAGUAAGAAUCACGAAUUCAAAAAAGGGGGUGGCAAGGAACAUCAUGCUCAUCAUCAUGACGAACAUGGAGAGAAAGGCCAUAAAGGUUACAAGGGUCAUCAUCAUCAUGAAGAGGGAAAGAAAGGUCACCAUGAUAAGGAACAUCACAAAGGUGAAUAUGAUGAUCAUGGCGGUCACAAAAAGGAGCAUCAUCAUGAAGAUGGUCACUAUGACGAACACCAUAAGGGUGAAAAAGGAGAAAAGGGCCAUAAAUAUGAAGAAAAGGGCCAUUACAAUAAAGGACACUCCACUAAAGGACAUCAUGAAAUACACAAGCUCGACGAGUUUAAAAAAGAUAAACAUUUCUUUGAUGAAGAAGGAGAUUCUGGACAUGAAGAGAAGCAUGGUGGUUUCCAUGAAGAACAUGGACAUAAAAAAGGCGGGCACUUUAAGAAAGGUCAUCACAAUGGUGGACAUCACGAACAUGAACACGGAGAAAAAGGUCAUCACGAAAAGGGAGGUCAUCACCACGAGCAUAAAGGUCACAAGGAAUCUGCAGGUCAUGACGAACAUCAUCAUCAUCACCACGACCACGCUAAAAAAGGAGAACAUGAACAUCAUAAGAAGUAUGGAUAUAAAAAAGGCAAU